AUGGACAAGCUGUCUCCUCACUAUGAUGUCAUUAUCAUUGGUGCAGGUCCACAAGGCCUCUCAGCGGCGAAGUCAUUCCUUCAGCUGAACCCUACACUGAAGCUGAGGAUAAUUGAUUCCAAUGAGUCUAUCGGAGGGGUCUGGAGGAAAGAGAACCUCUAUCCCGGCUUGCGCCUGAACAACAUUCGGCACGGCUUCGAAUUCUCGGACUUUCCAUUCUCAGACGAGUACGGCGUAAAGCAACGCGACCAUGUCACUGGAACAGCGAUGCACCAGUACCUGAACGAUUAUGCCGCGAAGUAUGAUCUACAGAGAAUCACAACACUCUGCACCAAAGUCACAAGAGUCGAGAAAUCCGAAAGUGGCUGGGCAGUGACUGUAUCUUCAUCGAACGCCACAGGGAAUUCACCAAGCGAAAAGUCGAUUCAAUGCUCUAAACUUAUCAUCGCAACAGGUCUGACUUCGUCACCUGCUCCAAUUGGGUUGAAGUACGAUUCGAAUUUCCAGCCCCCCAUCAUUAACUUCAAAGACCUUGCAAAAGAAAGCUCUGGAGUACUUCGUGACGAGACGACAGAGCAUGUCACAGUAGUUGGGGGAGGUAAAGGUGCUUAUGACUCAGUGUACCUCUUGGCGACGCGUGGGAAGAAAGUCGCAUGGAUUAUCAGAUCCUCAGGCCAUGGUCCAAUCUGGAUGGCACCAUCUCAUGUGCAGAUUGGGCCUGUUCUCUGUUGGCUGGAGAAAUUGGCCACGACUCGCUUCAUCACCUUCUUCUCUCCAAGUAUUUGGGGCGAUGCCGAUGGAUUUGGGUGGAUUCGUAGUCUCCUACAUGGUACGCGCUUUGGCAGAUGGCUUGUCAAGGGAUUUUACGGCAAGCUAUCUUAUGAGACAUUGCUGCAGUCUGGCCUGCUCAAAGAUGAGAAAUUGAAAGUUUUGAUACCUGAUGACAAUGCCCUGUGGUACGGCGCGGGUCUCAGCAUUCUCAAUUAUCCUACCGACAUACAUGACUUCGUGCUUAGUGGACAGGUGGAAGUCAUCCGAAAGGACAUCGAUACACUCCGCGCUCCAAACAAGGUACACUUCGCGAAUAGUGAUCAUGCCCCUCUUGAGACCGAUGCAGUGAUUUGCAAUACAGGAUGGAAACACGAUCUACCUUUCGAAGUCUUGCCUCACAGCCUGCAUAGCGACCUUGGACUUCCAACUACCCACAUGACUGAUUCGGAAAUGGAAUCAUGGGCUGAUAUGGAUGCUCAAGCAGACGCUGAAGUCUUCCAGCGCUUUCCAAUGCUCAAAGCUGGCCCUCGAUUGGAAAAUCCUCAAAUGCAGACUCAGCAACGACCUUCCCCUUGGAGGCUUUGGCGAGGUAUUGCGCCACCUGGCCUGGUCAAUGCUCCCCCAGAAGACCGAAGCAUCGUCUUCCUUGGCAUGAUGGUCUUUCUCCAAACAAGUUUACGAUGCGAGCUCUGCUCUCUCUGGGCUUAUGCAUGGAUGAUGGGCUGCAUGAAUCUUUCGAAGGCUUUUAGCCUUGCCAGUGCUUCGAAGACUCCCGUCGAUCUACGCCGCCAAAUCAAUGGAACGAAAGAUUCAUCGAAGAACCAAUCUCAAGACUCCGCUAAGUCCGAUUCGUUCUUCUAUGAAGCAGCUCUGCAGCAACGCUUCUUCAAAUGGCGCGCCCCAUAUAGCUACGGUUCACUCUAUCCUGACUUCGCUUUCGACGGUAUCCCGUACUUUGACAUGCUGCUGAGAGAUAUGGGACUCCGCCACUGGAGGAAAGGGUGGUCUUGGAUUGGAGAGCUCUUCACUGGAGGCGGAUACCUCGCGCCUGACUACAGGGGUGUUGUGGAGGAAUGGCGGGAGAAGAAUAGUGACGGACAUGAUAUCAGCAACAAUAGUUCCAAACUUUUGAACGGUGAUAGGAGCGAUGUUGAUGCACAAGCAUACAAGGACAAAUAA
Bacidia gigantensis is the source of this 1950-nucleotide messenger RNA. RefSeq lists its product as uncharacterized. The transcript has a single exon. Gene Ontology annotation, molecular function: flavin adenine dinucleotide binding; monooxygenase activity. The coding region runs from base 1 to 1950 and encodes 649 amino acids. Lineage: Eukaryota; Fungi; Ascomycota; Lecanoromycetes; Lecanorales; Ramalinaceae. The record is from RefSeq and is a predicted model, not a curated record.